CAGAAUGAGUCGCGAAUGUUGGCUGAGUGGGGGCUGAAUAGGAUAAAAGUCCGAUGGAUUAUAAAAAGGAAAGCAGCUUGUGUUGUUCUCGUAUUGCAAUUUAGCUCACGAUCACGUGCGUGUCUUCAGCUCUUUCUCGAGUUAAUUUUAUUUAUUAUCACAUUUAAAAUAAUUAUUAAAAAAAUGAACAAAUACUGUUUAGUAUUAGCAGUGUCUAUUGUAGUCGUACAAUCCCAAAGACCACCAUAUGCUGGUACGGGUGAUCGUCUGCCAGCUGUGCUGCCUCAAUAUCAGACAUCAAACCAGAUUCAAGAUCUGAGCGAAGGACAAAAUGUCACGGCGACAGAUAAUAGAAUAAACAUCCAGCCAAACUCGCCGCAAAUAUUAAAUCUUCCUGUUGACGCUCAUGGGGACGUUGAUCUGAUCAACAGGAUCCAAUCCUGGCCCAAAGAGUCUCAGCCCUUUUGGUACCUCAACUGGAAGCAAAUCGAAGAACAUCGCGGUGGACCUAGCUCCGUUUCUUCUACCAGAAGAUCCAAUUAAUUUUUAUAAAUAAUUAUUAUUAUCAUAAUUAAAGUACUUAAUUUUAAAGAUACGUUUUUUUGUAAUUAAAAUAAAAAAUUAAACAUACCCAUGGGAUGGAACCGGUUUAUUAUGCCCUUACGCAUACGAUUAUUUAAAUUACCCAAACCGUCUGGUCAUAAAUCAAUGCGCUGUAGUAAUAAUAACAAUAAAACUUUAAUUAAACUCUAGAUGUCUUAAAUAAA
This is a messenger RNA of Cotesia glomerata, 767 nucleotides long. RefSeq lists its product as uncharacterized. The coding region runs from base 16 to 543 and encodes 175 amino acids. Lineage: Eukaryota; Metazoa; Arthropoda; Insecta; Hymenoptera; Braconidae. The record is from RefSeq and is a predicted model, not a curated record. The transcript has 2 exons.